UGCUCAGUAAUCACAAAUGUUGACAUGUUUCUUCAAAAAUGUAUUCACUACAUCUGCUGCUUUCUGAAAGACUGAAAUAGUGGCUCUUUUUUUGGAAAUGGCAUUAAUGGCAUAUUGAUAACCACGUUUGGUUACAAUACACAUUGUGAGAUCCAUAUGCAGAAUAAAAGGCCCAUCUCUCUUUCCAAAUGGAUUGCUAUUAAAACUCUCAGAACUCUCAGCUCUGGCUCAGCUGAGCAGGCAAGUGGCCCAGCAGGAGCCAGUUCCUUUGCCUUGACUGUCUUUCACAGUAAUGAGGGCCUUUUGUAUUUGGAAGGGACAUCAAAGGUCAUCUAGUGGCAAGAAGAUCCCACAUCUGACAUCGAAUUUAUCAGAUUCUCCUGGGGAGCUUAAAAAUACAUCCAUCACUGUCCUUAUGCAGGCCCAGUAAAUCAGAAUACCUGGAAGAAGAACUUGAAAAACAUCAGCCAGAUCUGGGGAUUGCUGAUCUGGUCCAGCUGCCUUCAUGAUUUCAGAUAAAGAAGAGCCAGGGGAGAUCUGUUCUCCAACACCUUACAUCACUCUGCAGACAAUUGGCAGUCAGGAGAGAGGCAGCUGCCACACUCUUCAGAUAUCUCUCUAUUUAAAGUUCAAAGAGACGGUGCGUGACAACAACGAAGAGGUGAGCGUGGCCCUGACCAACCCACCCAGCAACAGGAAGAAUGGCUGAAAAAGAAUCUACACUAUCACACCUUCUGGUCCCUAUUCUUCUCUUGAUUGGCUGGAUUGUGGGCUGCAUCAUAAUGGUUUAUGUUGUCUUCUCUUAGAAAGGCAAGAAGACUUCAGAUUGACUUCAUUUAGAAGAAUUAAGAAAAACAUGAACAUGACAGAUUAUUAAACAUUUCUCAUGUAAAUAACUGCAAUGUUUGACAUCA
Molecule: messenger RNA, 914 nt
Organism: Neofelis nebulosa (Clouded leopard)
Lineage: Eukaryota; Metazoa; Chordata; Mammalia; Carnivora; Felidae
Gene: STRIT1
Product: small transmembrane regulator of ion transport 1
Exons: 4
Coding region: 702-806 (34 amino acids)
Biological process (GO): regulation of slow-twitch skeletal muscle fiber contraction; regulation of ATPase-coupled calcium transmembrane transporter activity
Source: RefSeq, a predicted model, not a curated record